Messenger RNA from Pomacea canaliculata, 6350 nucleotides. RefSeq lists its product as uncharacterized. Gene Ontology annotation, molecular function: protein binding. NCBI's taxonomy places the organism in Eukaryota, Metazoa, Mollusca, Gastropoda, Architaenioglossa, Ampullariidae. The record is from RefSeq and is a predicted model, not a curated record. The transcript has 19 exons. The coding region runs from base 257 to 3370 and encodes 1037 amino acids.
GGAGACGAGCAGGACCCGAAGGAAGCUGGGCAUUGAUUUUGUAAGGGUUAUUCCCGUGUUGGAAAAACCCUCCAUGACCAACAAAAAGCUGGAUAGCAGACAACAAGAUAACAAGAGAUACAGCCAUUAGGAGUCAAGUAUUUUCAAAAUCAGCUUUACCUGUGAUCUAACAGAUGGAUCGAGGUUGUUAUCAGUAGACUGCCUGGGAAGUCUGGAGUUUGCAUUAACCUAACUACCAAGGAAGACUGGACAAAGCAUGCAUUUAUACAGCUCUAAUGCUAGAGCAGUCUGGAGGAGCAAAGUAUCACUGGUCAUCUGUACAUUCUGGUCAGUCUGUGCAGAGGCCUCUGCAUCCCUUGGAAGUAUCACUACACAAAGUGGAAAAGAAAAUGUUUACCUUUACAUUGGGGAGAUGCUGGAAUUAAACUGCACUUUAAAUCCAUCUGUCAGGGGGAAUGCAAGUGAUCUGACAUUUGAUGUACGAAAUAAUAUUUUGGAUGAGUCACAAGAGAGGAUUUCUAAGGAAUUUCAGCACGUUGUUGACAAUUUUACAUUGCAACUCAGGCGUGUAAUAGAAAGUGAGCACGAUGCAGGAAGCUACAACUGCUGGUUCCUUUGUGAGACAGAUGACAGUCCUUGUGAACUGAUUGACUCAGUAGAAGUUGCAGUACAGUGGAGGCCUCAGAAGGUAGAGAAUAUCACCUGCUUUGUCUAUAACUGGGACGAGAGUUUGACUUGUCAAUGGAAUCUUGGGGUGCAGUAUCUAGACCCUACAAAGUAUGAAAAUCCAGAUGUCAUCAUCAGUGCCUUCAUCAUGCCAGUUUCUUACCAGUAUGGCAGACGCCGCCGACUGGGGUCUCCAGUUAUUUGCCCUUCUCCACUGAACAUUACCAUUGAGUUCUGUGUAUGGACUGGAAAUAUGGGAUCCUCAAUAUACCAACUUGUGAUUAAUGUGACGAACACGCAACGGCAGGAAAACAGCAUCACUUCUAAGCGUCUGAAAACUGAUGAGAUCAUUAAACCCUCACCAGUUCAAGACUUAUGGCUUACUAACAAGACAAGUUCCUGUAUAUCAGCUGCAUGGAAUCAUGCACGCAUGUACCGUAAAAAGAUAUACCAUGUACAGGUAUUCUCCAGGGACGGGCAGAUGCUCCAAGAUGUAACAGAAAUAAGUGAUACUUCUCAUCAGUUUUGUGGUUUAAAUCCGUACACCGCAUACCGUGUGUCUGUUACCUGUAAACCAAAGGAGGCAGGAUUUUGGAGUGAAGGACGCAACAUCACUGUAAUAACGGAAGAAGCAGUGCCAUCCCAAAGUUUUUCCAUUCAUCCUGGGAGCUAUGUUGUGCAAAAGUGCAGCAAAGACAACAUUCGCAAUGUCACGCUGUAUUUCAUGUCCAUUCCUGAAGAUCAACGAAAUGGGAAGAUAAUUGGCUAUCAACUGCAAUACAAUGGUAGGACUGUGGAUGUGGACAGAGAGCCUCAACUGUUGGCCACAGUGGAAAAUAUUCCUUGUAAUCAGGAUGUCUUGGUGCACAUUUUUGCUCGAAAUAAAGCUGGCCUCUCAAACACCAGCUCUGCCAUUUUGAUUCAUGCAGGUGCAGAUUCUAGUGAUGACUUUUCAGUAGAGUUGUCUAAAGAUGAGCUGUUUGCUGUAUGGGAUGGCAAAGUGAGUGCUGUGAGAAAUUCUGUGAAAGUUGAAACAGAGAAUGGUGGUCGCCCCUACACCCUACAGAGUCUUGAAGAGAUGACAAUCUUCUGGUGUGAGGGAGAUGCCUUUGGAGAUACCAAACAAUGUGAGACAGAGAUUGAGUGGAACACAACAUCCUUAAAAGAGGGACGAAUGAAGUUACCCAUUCGAGAAGAAGAUUCAAAGAAAUACAUCGUUGGCUUCUCGUUUGGAAAUAGGUCCAUAAUCUGGGCAAGCUGUCUUUACAAAGAAGAUGGAGUUCCACCAGAAGCACCCAAGGAUGUAAGGGUCGUGAACGGACAGGAAAAAUUUGAAGUUCAGUGGCAAAGCAAAGACUGCAGUUACAGCUAUCCAUAUCACAUUACAGGGUACACUGUACAAAUUUGUGAGACAAGCAACUGUGCUGGCACCACUCGCACUGUGCCAGUUGAAGGAGGCAGCAGCCGCCACACAUCCAUCUCUGCCAUUCCUGGCUUUCAGUACAACUUGUCCUUGCAAGCCGUCACAUCCACUGGAGAAGAGGGGCCAUGGUCUGAGUCUACACUUGUGAAGCUUGAUGAGAACUCCAGCAGUGGCGAUGUGGGCCUUUUAGGAAUACCUUUUGUAGCAGCAGCAGCAACAGCCCUUGUGGCUUCUAUCAUUGUGUGCAUAGUGAUCAAAUUCAGACAGUGUAUGAUUUCUCGGAAGGCCAAAUUUCAAGAACCUAUGUUUAAAACACAUGAAUUUUUAUUUUCCAAUCUGAGAGAUGUUGAUCCCAGAUUGUCUGUACCAUCACCCAACUCUGGGCAGCUCGACUCUCCGCAGACACCCACAGGGGCGACCGGGAUGUCAUCUGUAAAUACAGAUACCACUUACCUUCAGCAGCAAACUGUUUUUGAAGAGCCUCCCGUUGCGAUGGAAGUCACCUACAUGCUGCCCAACCCUCAGACUUCAGCAACAGACAACGACAACAUUCCCGAGGGGAGGAGCGAGGCAUACUGGAGCCAAAGAUCGUCUGACGGAGGUUCGCAGCUGUGUAACGGCUACACGCGCUUGGGCCUCGAUAGCCAGGACGACGACGGCGCGCGCGCUGUGCUAGAGGUGGACAGGGGCAUCAACCCGCAGGUGGAGGUUCUCGUCCUUCCAGUCCAGAUGUCCACGUGCGACAUCACCCAUCGUGAAGGUCUAACGGCGGUCGGUCUCCAUUCCAGCAAGAUUCCUUCCGUCGUAACAUCAUUUCCCAAUCCCAAACAUGACACUACAACAUCCGGGUACAUUGUGGACGUUCAAGCAGCGUCAUCGUCUGUUAUUGGCCAUUCUGAUGCCAGUCCACCGAGUCCAGCGGGUGUCGAAGAUAAACCCAGAUGCAACUCCCAGCCAGUGGCAGGCCGCAGCUGGACAACAGCUGCACACAGCUCUUACGUCCCUGUGACGAUGGCCUGCACGAGCAACACGUCACACGUCACUGUAACGUCGCCUGGCGGCGAACUUGCAGACAGCGAACAGCACUCACUCCUGCCGAGCGGAAGUAGUGCGAACCUCAGUGUCGAUGACAGUUCCGUUGCUUCGGCCAGCAGUGUUCGUUUGCACGGGGGAUACGUUCAGGCGCCAGGUCAGGGUCACGUCGACCCUUACGUCAUGCAGGCGCCAGUUAAUACGUCAGAAUCGUCAGACGACACGCGCAGUGACCCGUCAGACCGGUGACCGGCAACAUUUCCCGGAGGCGGGCAGCUGUAGAGAAGAAAACCUACAACUCUCAUAGUGUUUACUAUUCGCUAUCAGUGGAUGUGGGGUGGGUUGCACGAAGUUGCUUAUUGAAGUAUAAAAGUACUCAUUGACCCCCUUGACCCUUUAAAGUUUACAGUCGCUCGCGCCGCUUCUGCAGCUGACCGCUGGUCAUGUCUGGUGUGCAGCAGAAAGGCAGCUGCACAUUGAAACUUGUCCAUGUUGUGAGUUGUUCAGCAGACUACACGCAGUGCCUAUAUACAGACAGGACAACCUGUACACUUUCUUCUUGGUGACCCCUUCAGAGUUCACGAGGACCUUUGUAUGAGGGAAGGAGGUAGGACCGUUUCUGCGUGUGCACAUGGCGAGAAACACAGCAGCGGUACUCGAGUUGUUUAAACAGUCUUUGUGUAUAAAUCUACUGUGUGCACAGGUUGGGUGGUCCUGGCAGCGACCUUUUGUUUUUUUUGCACUCACUUUUCAUACGCAUGCGCGAACAGCCAAAUGCAGUUGCCGAUCUACACCUUCACCUUUGUGUCUGCUCAGUCUUUCUGUCCAAAAUGAAGCCUACACCCGGACCCUAAUCCGUGCUACUUACAGCUCUACAGGAAUGUUCGGACAAGAUAAAAAAAAACAAACCUACAAAAAUCCGAACUUAAGAAAUAUAACAGAAAAAUAAUCAACAAACAAAAUAAUUUAAUACACCUUACAAAAAAACAAAACAAAACAAAAACAACAAAAAACAAACAAACAAAAAACGAAAACAGAAACACAUACACAGCAAGUCCCCUUCUUUUCGCGAUAAAAGUCUUUGAUUAAAGUUCACUUGGUAACAGAUUUUGAAUCCGCCGUCAGGUCCGGAGCUCCAGUGUCAGACAAGCAGCAAUAUUCACUCUUCCCUUUUCAUCUUCAGUCUUCAGCGUUUAUACAACUGCAGCCCCUCAGUGAAUCCGUUAUAUCAAAGAAAGAGCGGCCGUCAUGAGACACUCACACCCAAGCAAAACACUCGCCAACCGCCCUCGUUCUCCGUUCUUAUUCAAACAACCACAAAAAAUAAAAUAAACAGCAGGUUCGUGCAAUCAUAAAUCUAAUCCAAACGUUAAGUAUCUGAAUCAUGAAUGUCGAGCUAACCUGUAAACAACACAAAAAAGACCCCCAAAAAAACAAAACCAACCAAGCCUCAGACACCUCAGAUACAGUGUGUGUAACCCUCACGUGCUCACACAGGUGAGGGCCAGUCGCGCAAGAAAUAACACCACAGAAAAUACAUUUUCCAAGUUAGCCGAUGGUUUAAAUGCUUCUCUCCAGGGUAUAGCAGGACGAAUGUAAUCCUUGAUACUAGAACUUCGUCACAUCUCAGUGAAACCACAAACACACUCGGCGACCAUCUGCAAUAUUCAAACAAAACUCUCAGGAGAAAACGUGCCUAACCCCCAACUCCGACUGCUUACAUCUUGUCCCUCAUCCAGUCUUCCCGAACAUUUCAGUUUUCACCCACCCGGUGUCUGUCACCACAGCCCAUGGCUAUGACCGCCAGGCCAGAUUUUGUAACUGUCGUCAACCGGCCGAGCUCCGGAAAGCCGCAAAUCCUGUUUGUCUGGGUGUGUGUGGAUGUGGGCGCCCGUGAGUAUAUAUAUAUACUGUAUAUACUGUAUAUGUGUGUCACCCCUUCCCAUCUGCCUGGCCUAGAGAAUCCGAGAAUAAGGACAGAACACCUAUAGGGGGCAGUGGGUCGCGCAGAGGGUGGAAAGUUCAGGGUACACACAAACACAAAGCGAUCACCGGUACCCUGUGCCUGCCUGACAGUAACAAAAAAAAAAAAAAGUAAAAAAUAUGAUUGCAAUAAUAAUAAUAAUAAUAAAAUCCUUGUUAGGGUGAUACACGCAUAGCAAAGACAAGAAAAAAAGCUCCAUCAAAAAUAAUAAUCUGCAACAUGGCAUUCAUUUUACCCACUACUCCUAAAGUGUCACAAAAAGCAGUCACCUGUCAUUAACUACAGGUAGAAAAUGUACUGCAGUGUUAUUAGACAACAUAAAAGAUGAAGACAUUGUGCGCAUGCGUAGCAGACAUUAUUACAAACUGUUCAAUAUUUCAUCAUGGAUAUAUCAGGUGGAGUCACUAAUAUUGAAUCUCACUUCCCAACCCCAGUAUCCUCAACCCUCGACAAGGAAACAGAUUAUUUUUUCAAAUACUAAAAGAGCAUUCAAAAGGGUGAAACCCACCUUGAUAAAGUACUGCGGGUGGAUUUCACAAGAUAAUGGCAUGGUCUUGUUUUGCAUGGGUGACACUAUGAUCCGGAUGAAGCCCCCGGUUAUUUGGGUGCAAUCUGAUCACAUUGCGCCUGACUUCCACCCGUUUCUGUUGACGAUUUUCACUUCUGCGUGUGCAGACAGAGUGUCUUAUUGUGGACUAGUCAUUAUGAAAACUGAGCCACCCAGACAUCCUUCAUCCCUGGCUGCUUGCAUUUCGUCGUCUUGGUUUCCACUCUGGCCGUCUUUACCCAUCCACCCUUGCGUGCAGCAAGGAACCCACCCGACUUUCCUCUUCGACACACUUGAGUUGCACAUGAACACUGUGAAUACACCCGAGUAUUGACUGUUUUAUUGUGGCAUGUACCCUGAUUGCAUGGCAGGGUUAGCGAGCUUGUUGUAAGGGAAGUGAGUGAAUUGUUUGUUUGCAAUGUUCAUGGCAGCGGUUUAUGGCCUUGUCACCCCGGGUACUUAGUGAGGUCUUGCAGCAUAUGUCAGACCUGUCUACUGCCAGAACUUUUCACCAUUAGCACUCCUAAUUAAAAUGAUUUUUUUUUGUUUCAUUUUGUCUUUCAUUUGUAGCAAUUCUAGUCAUGAUAUCUUUCUCAGCUACUGUCGUCACGGUCAGUAGUUUUCAAUAUAUUGUCAGAAAAAACUGGAAUUUGUGGAAUAUUUUUUUUUUGAAGAUUAAAUGUAUUCAACUCUUUAAA